Molecule: messenger RNA, 597 nt
Organism: Contarinia nasturtii (swede midge)
Lineage: Eukaryota; Metazoa; Arthropoda; Insecta; Diptera; Cecidomyiidae
Product: trypsin-like
Exons: 1
Biological process (GO): proteolysis
Molecular function (GO): serine-type endopeptidase activity
Source: RefSeq, a predicted model, not a curated record
AUACUGUUGGCUGGAACAAGUAUUAUAUUACCACCGGAUACACAUGUUGUUGUUUCUGGAUUUGGAGUGAUAACACCGAAUGGCAAUAAAGUCGACGUACUACAUUCAGUGUCGGUGCCAAUUGUUGAUUACGAUCUAUGCUAUAAAAGCUAUAAAAGCUAUAAAGGGCCCGGAAAACUAACGAAGAAUAUGAUUUGUGCUGGUUUCUAUGGGGUCGGUGGGAAGGAUGCAUCCAAAGGCGACAGUGGAGGACCAUUGGUUUAUUCCGGCAAUUCAGAUCCGAUUUUAUACGGUGUUGUCUCAUGGGGAGCCAAAUGUGCCGAUCCAAAUUAUCCGGGAAUUUAUACAAAAGUCUCUGUUUACCGUGACUGGAUCAAUAAUGUCAAUUGAAAUGCUAACAUUUAUGGCAGCUGUUUUUAUUAUGAAGUUUGAUUUGAAAAAAUGCAACAAAUUAUGUUUCAUUGAAAUUUAAUAUGUACCAAAAUCCCAUUGAAAAGUCCAAUUUCUUGUUUAAAUAUUGUUUGGCCAUAUGGGCAAACAUUGAUCGAUAUGUCAUUGAGAGUACACACCAUACAAGGUGCCACAUUGCACAUACAC